AUGCCCAGCUAUUUUCAGGCAAAAGAUAUUUCAACCACACCAGACUUUGAAGAAAUUCAUAAAAUUACUGAGUCUAAGAAGGCUUCUGCUAUUUAUCUGAAAGAAAAUAAUAUUUUCUAUGAGCAAAUUGGCAUAAUAGUAGAGAGAAGUUUUACUGGAAGUGCAAUUCCAGAAACUGCUGCAACAGAAAUGACUUUAAAUACUAUAGUAUAUCUUAUUUGGUGUUUCAUCUUGAAUCAUUUACUGAACAUGAUUGAAGAAGCAAUCAAACUGAGUGCAAAGACAAUUGAUACUUUUAUGGCAGAUAUUCAAAAAGCCAUUUGUUAA
Messenger RNA from Phycomyces blakesleeanus NRRL 1555(-), 327 nucleotides. RefSeq lists its product as hypothetical. Bases 1 to 327 code for a protein of 108 amino acids. NCBI's taxonomy places the organism in Eukaryota, Fungi, Mucoromycota, Mucoromycetes, Mucorales, Phycomycetaceae. The transcript is spliced from 4 exons. The record is from RefSeq and is a predicted model, not a curated record.